CACCGUGGGGAGUUAUACCUGUUCUUGUUUGACCGGCUAUGCUGGAAAUGGAACCUACUGUGAGAAUAUUGACGAGUGCAGUUCAGAUCUUCACAACUGUCAUCAGGACGCCAUUUGCACUGACACAAUGGGUACAUUUAACUGCCAUUGCAAGACUGGUUACACAGGAAAUACAACACAUUGCGAAAUUAUAACUUGUACAGUGCCCCAGCCGCCCACCAACGGUCUAAUCAGUCCAAUCAGUCAGGGAAGCUUCAUGUUCAACAUCAGCCUGAGCAUUUCUUGUCUGACCGGGUAUCAGCUGAAUGGUGGUCAUAGUGUGGCUUGUCAAGCCAACGGGAAACCUUCUGCGACUAGUGGCAUCACUUGUGAUGAUAUCGAUGAAUGUGCAUCCAGUGCACAUAACUGUGACUCAUCAGCAACGUGCACAAACACUGUUGGAUCAUUCACAUGCACUUGUAAUGCUGGUUUCUAUGGAAAUGGAACCUCUUGUCAGGGUUGUACCUACACUGAAUUGAACAUCGUCGGUGUUAACAGAACUACUGGUCAAGUAACCUGUGAAACUGGCUAUACACGUGUUGAAGGCAAUUCAGUUGCUACAUGCCCCAAGAACUCAACAACUGGCAAUUGGGAAGGAGUUGGAAGCUGCAGAGCCUUGUGCAGCACUCCGAUGAUUGUGAAUGGAGUGGCAAAUGGAAGUGCCGUUGUUGUUGCAAACUCGGCUGCUGACUUCUACUCUUCAGUUGUGUAUACCUGUAAUGGAGGAUACAGUCUAUCGAGUGACCGGGCAACUAUUCAAUGUUCUGUUGUAAAUGACAAUCCAGAGUUUACCUUACCACCUAGAUGUGAUGAUAUCGAUGAAUGUGCAUCCAGUGCACAUAACUGUGAUUCAUCAGCAACGUGCACAAACACUGUUGGAUCAUUCACAUGCGCUUGUAAUGCUGGUUUCUAUGGAAAUGGAACCUCUUGUCAGGGUUGUACCUACACUGAAUUGAACAUCGUCGGUGUUAACAGAACUACUGGCCAAGUAACCUGUGCAACUGGCUAUACACGUGUUGAAGGCAAUUCAAUUGCUACAUGCCUCAAGAACUCAACAACUGGCAAUUGGGAAGGAGUUGGAAGCUGCAGAGCUUUGUGCAGCGAGCCAGCAGCAAUCACCAAUGGUGUUGUGAAUGGAACUCAAGUUGCUGUUUCUGACUCUUCAGCAAACUUGUACUCUUCAGCUGUGUAUAACUGCAAUCAGGGAUAUAGGCUUUCAACAGGCACGAGCAACACGCUUGUUAAUUGUUCCGUCUCGAGUGAUGUCGCUGAUUUUGGAUCAAUACCAGCUUGUCAAGCCUGUACGGUUGAUGGUAGUGGUCACAACAUUGCCUCAGUGUCAGCUAGUGGCACAGUAACAUGCAACGAUGGAUACUAUUACAAUGGGUCGCUGCCUGUUUGCCAAGAUGCGUUUGUGUCCUGGCAGAACAUUGGCAGUUGUCAAGCUUGCAAGAUUCCAGAAGGGCAGUUCAUUGAUUCCAUUCUUACCACUGGAGUUGUAACCUGUGUUACUGGUUAUGAGAACAUUCCAGGCCAAACAGCUCAAACGUGUACCAACACUGGUGGGCUGUGGCAGAAUGCACCAACAUGCACAAUCAAAGUAUGUCAAACUACUACACCUGCAAAUGGUAGUGUCAGUCCACCUCCGCCGACAAUUAACUUUAAUCAGAGCGUAAUUUACUCCUGCAAUACUGGCUUCCGUUUGGUUGGUGAGCCUAGCUCUCGUUGUGAUGAUAGUGGAAGUCUUACAGCCGCGGCCCCCGUGUGCCAAGACAUUCAUGAAUGCAACAACGAGACUCUUCAUGAUUGUCACCGUGAUGCACGGUGUAACAACUCCGUGGGGAGUUAUACCUGUUCUUGUUUGACCGGCUAUGCUGGAAAUGGAACCUACUGUGAGAAUAUUGAUGAGUGCAGUUCUGAUCUUCACAACUGUCAUCAAGACGCCAUUUGCACGGACACAAUGGGCACAUUUAACUGCCACUGCAAGACUGGUUACACAGGAAAUACAACACAUUGCGAAAUUAUAACUUGUACAGUGCCCCAGCCGCCUACCAACGGUCUAAUCACCCCAGUCAGUCAGGGAAGCUUCACGUUCAACAUCAGCCUGAGCAUUUUUUGUCUGACCGGGUAUCAGCUGAAUGGUGGUCAUAGUGUGGUUUGUCAAGCCAACGGGAAACCUUCUGCGACUAGUGGCAUCACUUGUGAUGAUAUCGAUGAAUGCAGUCCCUCUGGUGUAAAUGAUUGUGCCUCAUCAGCAACGUGCACAAACACUGUUGGAUCAUUCACAUGCUCUUGUAAUGCUGGUUUCUAUGGAAAUGGAACCUCUUGUCAGGGUUGUACCUACACUGAAUUGAACAUCGCUGGUGUUCACAGAACUACUGGCCAAGUAACCUGCACAACUGGCUAUACACGUGUUGAAGGCAAUUCAGUUGCUGCGUGCCCCAAGAACUCAACAACUGGCAAUUGGGAAGGAGUUGGAAGCUGCAGAGCCUUAUGUAGCACGCCAGUGAUCGCGGAUGGAGUGGCAAAUGGAAGUGUCAUUGUUGUUGCAAACUCCGCUACUGACUUCUACUCUUCAAUUGUGUAUACCUGUAAUGGAGGAUACAGUCUAUCGAGUGACCGGGCAACUAUUCAAUGUUCUGUUGUAAAUGACAAUCCAGAGUUUACCUCGCCACCUACAUGUGAUGAUAUCAAUGAAUGUGCAUCCAGUGCACAUAACUGUGACUCAUCAGCAACGUGCACAAACACUGUUGGAUCAUUCACAUGCGCUUGUAACGCUGGUUUCUAUGGAAAUGGAACCUCUUGUCAGGGUUGUACCUAUACUGAAUUGAACAUCGCCGGUGUUAACAGAACUACUGGCCAAGUAACCUGCACAACUGGCUAUACACGUGUUGAAGGCAAUUCAGUAGCUACAUGCCCCAAGAACUCAACAACUGGCAAUUGGGAAGGAGUUGGAAGCUGCAGAGCCUUAUGCAACACUCCAAUGAUCGCGGAUGGAGUGGCGGAUGGAAGUGCCGUUGUUGUUGCAAACUCGGCUGCUGACUUCUACUCUUCAGUUGUGUAUACCUGUCAUGGAGGAUACAGUCUAUCGAGUAACCGGACAACUAUUCAAUGUUCUGUUGUAAAUGACAAUCCAGAGUUUACCUUACCACCUACAUGUGAUGACAUCAAUGAAUGUAUCUCUAGCACAGAUGACUGUGACUCAUCAGCAACGUGCACAAACACUGCUGGAUCAUUCACAUGCGCUUGUAAUGCUGGUUUCUAUGGAAAUGGAACAUCUUGUCAGGGUUGUACCUACACUGAGUUGAACAUCGUCGGUGUUAACAGAACUACUGGCCAAGUAACCUGUGCAACUGGCUAUACACGUGUUGAAGGCAAUUCAGUUGCUACAUGCCUCAAGAACUCAACAACUGGCAAUUGGGAAGGAGUUGGAAGCUGCAGAGCCUUGUGCAGCACUCCGGUGAUUGUGAAUGGAGUGGCAAAUGGAAGUGUCGUUGUUGUUGCAAACUCCACUGCUGACUUCUACUCUUCAGUUGUGUAUACCUGUAAUGGAGGAUACAGUCUAUCGAGUGACCGGGCAACUAUUCAAUGUUCUGUUGUAAAUGACAAUCCAGAGUUUACCUUACCACCUAGAUGUGAUGAUAUCAAUGAAUGUGCAUCCAGUGCACAUAACUGUGACUCAUCAGCAACGUGCACAAACACUGUUGGAUCAUUCACAUGCGCUUGUAAUGCUGGUUUCUACGGAAAUGGAACCUCUUGUCGGGGUUGUACCUUCCCUGAAUUGAACAUCGCCAGUGUUGACAGAACUACUGGCCAAGUAACCUGUGCAACUGGCUAUACACGUGUUGAAGGCAACUCAGUUGCUACAUGCCCCAAGAACUCAACAACUGGCAAUUGGGAAGGAGUUGGAAACUGCAGAGCUUUGUGCAGCGAGCCAGCAGCAAUCACCAAUGGUGUUGUGAAUGGAACUCGAGUAGCUGUUUCUGGCUCUUCAGCAAACUUGUACUCUUCAGCUGUGUAUAACUGCGAUCAGGGAUAUAGGCUUUCAACAGGCACGAGCAACACGCUUGUUAAUUGUUCCGUCUCGAGUGAUGUCGCUGAUUUUGGAUCAAUACCAGCUUGUCAAGCCUGUACGGUUGAUGGUAGUGGUCACAACAUUGCCUCUGUGUCAGCUAGUGGCACAGUAACAUGCAACGAUGGAUACUAUUACAAUGGGUCGCUGCCUGUUUGCCAAGAUGCGUUUGUGUCCUGGCAGAACAUUGGCAGUUGUCAAGCUUGCAAGAUUCCAGAAGGGCAGUUCAUUGAUUCCAUUCUUACCACUGGAGUUGUAACCUGUGUUCCUGGUUAUGAGAACAUUCCAGGCCAAACAGCUCAAACGUGUACCAACACUGGUGGGCUGUGGCAGAAUGCACCAACAUGCACAAUCAAAGUAUGUCAAAUUACUGCACCCGCAAAUGGUAGUGUCAGUCCACUUCCGCCGACAAUUAACUUUGAUCAGAAUGUAACUUACUCCUGCAAUACUGGCUACCGUUUGGUUGGUGAGCCUAGUUCUCUUUGUGAUGAUAGUGGAAGUCUUACAGCCGCGGCCCCCGUGUGCCAAGAUAUUGUAGAGUGUGAUAACGCUACUCUCCAUGAUUGCCACCAUGAUGCAAUGUGUACUAACACUCAAGGAAGUUUUGGGUGUUCAUGUAAGAGUGGCUACACUGGAAACGGGACCUAUUGCACAAAUAUCAAUGAGUGUGUAAGUGGGCACGAAUGUGACACGAAUGCAAACUGUACGGAUAUGAUUGGUACUUAUCGUUGUGACUGUGUUGUUGGCUACAAUGGCACAGGAUUCUCUUGUACAAUUGUUACCUGCCAGAGGCCUACUCCGCCACGCAAUGGUACCGUAUCUCUGGGCAUCUUUACUUAUAACCAGCGGCUGAACUUUUCAUGUGAUACUGGCUACACUUUGGAAGGAGCUGAUCAUGUUCUUUGCGAACACAGUGGACAACCAACAAAUUAUACAACGACCACGUGUGCUGAUAACGAUGAAUGUACCCUUCGGACACACGCAUGUUCAGCUAAUGCAGCGUGUAGCAACAAUGAUGGCUCCUAUGCAUGUGCAUGCAAUCUUGGCUAUACUGGAAAUGGUACCAACUGUCAAGACAUUGAUGAAUGCAGCAGUAACCCUUGCCAGAAUGGAGUUUGUAACAAUCUGGUUGACCUCUACCAGUGUACGUGUGAUCCUGGAUACACCGGGAGUGAAUGUCAAACAGAUAUUGAUGAAUGUGCAAACUCGCUUUGUCAAAAUGGUGCGACAUGUCAGGAUGGCAUCAAUCAAUACACUUGCACUUGCUUGCCGGGAUACACAUCAACAUUCUGCCAGACUGAUAUUAAUGAAUGUUCGUCAUCUCCGUGUCUGAACGGUGCCACUUGUAUGGAUCAAGUGAAUGGUUACAACUGCACUUGUCCAACGGGUUUCCAAGGCAUCACCUGUGACAUGAACAUAAACGACUGCGCACCAAACCCUUGUGUGAAUGGCGGUGCAUGCUCUGAUGGGAUUGCUGACUUCACUUGCGCAUGCCAGCCAGGUUAUACUGGAAGCACCUGCAGUGUUGACAUUGAUGAAUGUGCAAACAACCCAUGCCAAAAUGCUGCUACAUGCACCCAAGGUGUAGCUCUGUACACGUGUGCCUGUCUACCUGGCUAUACAGGAAUUAACUGCGAAACAGAUGUUGAUGAAUGCUCGAGCUCACCAUGCCAGAAUGGUGGAGCCUGUAUUGACAAUGUGAACUCAUAUUCUUGCAACUGUACCAGAAACUAUGAAGGUGCUAACUGUCAGAACCUUCGGUCGUGCCCAGCACUUCACAGGAGAGCUACAGACAACGUAAAUUGUAUUCCCUGCUCCUGCGAUGCAAGUGGUACAACCAGCUGCUCCCAGACCGCGGGCACUUGUACAUGCAAAUCUAAUGUUCAAGGAGAUAACUGCAACCAGUGUGCUAGUGGGUAUUACACAGCAAAGUUGAAUGAUUUCAGUACAUGCACCUCAUGUCCAUGCCAAGCUGGUCGUACUCUUGGCAUGUGCAACUCAACUUCAGGCGAAUGUAGCUGCACAGCUGCUUAUUCUGGCCUAACCUGUAGCAGCUGCAAUCGAGGAUACUAUGCUGACAAUGGAGAUUGCUCCCUGUGCUCAUGUGAUAGCAGUGGAUCAUUGAGUGAUACAUGUGAUAGGGCAACAGGGCAAUGUAGUUGCAAGAGACUAAGCACUGGCCGUCAGUGUGACAGUUGUCAAUCAGGCUCUUUCCUCCCUUCUUCGACCACCACGUGCUUCAAUAUCAACUCUGUUCAGCGUUGCCAGGGCUGCGAAUGUUCGCAACAUGGUUCAUCCGGAACAGCAUGCUCACCAUCGGGACAGUGUACAUGUAAAACUGGCUAUACUGGCUCCAGAUGUGACCAAUGCACAAGCUCAAGCCAGUACUAUUCCGAGGCAUCUGGAUGUGUUGAGUUGCCGGCAAACCUUUAUAGUUCAAGUGGCCCUGAGCUUGGCCUUCAGGUCUCACUGAGCCAACCCUUCUACUUUGGAGCAUCCUAUGAGCAAUACACCAAUGUUACGGUCUCUCCAAGUGGCUUCCUUUCUUUCCGCCAGUUUGCUGGACAAGUUAACUUGCCGCGGCAUGUAACAGAUGCUUCAACAGUCGUGGCACCAUUCUGGACUUCAGAAGGUGCAGAUCUGAGCUGCGGUGCAAGUGUUUCCGUGACACGUGCCGAUGCCGCUACUGUGCAAGCAAUAAACAGCGAUAUCAACAGCAUUCAGAAGCCUACCCAGACAUUUGCUGCUACCGAAGCUCUGAUUGUGACUUGGAAUGGCAUUCGCCAGUCAUCCAACUAUAAACAGCUGAACACCUUCCAAGCAGUAAUUGCAAGUGAUGCCUGUCAAUCAUUUGCAAUCUUCAAUUACCCUGUUGGUGGCAUUCAGUGGAGUGGAGAACUCAGUCCAGCUGUAAUUGGUGCAGGAGGCCAGUUCCACCCUCUGUCUGGUCUCAGCAGUUCCAAUGAUAUUGAUAAUGUGACAAGCAGAUAUAUCUCCAGACUUACUCCUGGCUGCAGUGCAAGUUUACUCAACCAAGUAACAUGCAGGGCAACACCAACGUUCAGCUCAUUGACUGUCAACCCAGACGUGUAUCCAGUCUGUCCAGAGUUGCAUCGCAGCAUCAGACUGCAGGAUGCAUUUUCUACUUACACAUCUGUGACGAGUCAAACUUGCUAUCGCAGCACGCCGCUGCCUGCAUUGGGCAUUGGCAGCAUCGCAACUGUUUGCUGCUACGAUGGAGACUUCUUGCUUUCAGGCUCCACUGGGCGCGCAUACGUCCAGUUGUCCGACAUGGACGAAACGUACCUCCUUGCCUGCUUGCGAACCAACUCGCAGUAUUUCCUCUCCUAUUUUUACUCUCUUCGUCCAUCUCCAUACAGUACAUACAGUACCGGUGAUCCAGUCUUAGCAGCAACAUCUUUUGGUGAUCCACAUGUAACCACCAUGAGAAAUUUCUCCUACGAGUUUCAUGUUACUGGUGAAUUUGUUCUUUCAUCAACUAAUGUCACUCUUCUUGGAAAUAGCAACAUGGAAUUCAGAGUAUCAGCUCGUUAUGAAGUCAAUCCUCCUAAUCCGUUUGGAGCCACAUCUGCAACAAGACUGGCGUUUGAAUUAGGUCAGAACCUGACUUAUGAAAUGCACUUGGGCAGUGCUGGCAACAUUAUUAUCACCCAGAACGGUACUGACAUCACCAGAAAUGUGACUAAUGGAAGUGUUCGAUUCCUAAUGCUAAGGCGGGCCAAUGUUGUAUCAGUUUCUGCCGGCAGAAUAACGGCAACAGUUAAUGUUCAGUCUGGUAUUGCCCUGAGCGUGGAAAUGCAAGUUUAUCAAAAUCAAAUUCCACGAAUUUCUGGCUUACUUAACAUCGAGAAUGAUCUUUCAUCCACCGCUAACAGGACAGUUGUUUUCACUACUGCGUAUUCCCUGUACCAUCUUCAGCAAGUGGACAGUCCUUUCACUUAUGGUCCUGGAGCCUCGUACGCAACAUUCAACCCUCAUGCUGGUAUUCCCAGCCCCGUCUUCAUUGCAGACUUGCUCACUCAAAAUCCACCUGCUUUCUGCAAUGGCAACGUGCAGUGCGCGUUGGACUUUGCUGCCACUGGGCAAGAGGGCUUUGGUGAAGCUACACUUGAUUUUAAGAACGCGUUCGAUGCGACCAGUUUAAUCAUCAGUGCUGUGCCUCCUGCAAUCAUUCUAAAUACUACAUUCUUUGUUGGAGUGUUUGGCCAAAACAGCUCCUUAGGCGUCAAAGUAAAUUCUACUAACUCUAUUGUCAAUUUGUCAAUCCACACAAUGACUGGAUUUGGUACUCCUUCCGACCUAUCCUGGGUUGCGAAUGGUACAAAUGAGCUUGCUCUUCGCUGGCUGCCAAGUGUCCGUGUACGAUCAUCGACUCUAUCAAUAAUUGCCACCGACAGCGCUGGUCAAUCUUCCCUUCUCCAAGUUCCUAUCGCACUUUGUGGUUGUCAAGGAUCUUGUGGUAGUCCACCCCAAACUCCUGUCUCCCAGUUCACCCAGCUUCCUUGCAUCGCUUGUGACCCGGGCUUCACUGGAGAUCAGUGUCUGUCCGACAUUGAUGCUUGCACGACUACACCUUGUGCAGCAUUGCGUAACUGCACAGAUCUAGUGGCUCCCUCAUCUGGUCGACAGUGCUCAGCAUGUCCAUCAGGCUACACAACUCCCAGCAGUGUUGAUGAUGCAUGUGUUAAUAUCAAUGAAUGCACCACAAGGAGUCCAUGUAAUAGCACUAUCAAUACUUGCCAAGAUACUGUCGGUUCAUACAUGUGUCCAUGCAAAUCUGGAUAUACUGGCAGUGGCGACAAUAACUGUCGAGAUGUGGAUGAGUGUUUGGCUGGCAGUCAUAACUGUGACGUUAUGAACAAUGCAGUCUGUGCUAACAAUGUUGGAUCAUUUACGUGUAGCUGUGAAGCUGGAUACACUGGAGCGGGAGUGGCAGGUGCCCCAUGCCAAGACUUCAACCAAUGUCUGCUUGGUGGACACAACUGUCACAGCAGUGCCACGUGUACUGAAAAUCCCUCAACUGCAAACAGUUUCAACUGCACUUGUCCGGACGGCCAGUUGCAAACAUCUGCUGGAAAUUGUAUUGUACUUGCAGAACUUCAGACUGUCACCAUGCCGAUGAUUGUUCCAAAUGCUGCCUCCGUCAGUUUCAUUUGCUCCUUUACUGGUGUUGUGACUGGAGGCAUUGUUUGGACCUCGCCUAGUGGCAACAGGAUUGCUACUGCUGCUGCUGGUUCAGCCUUCAGUUCAACAACAACAUUGCUCACCUCUGGUACAACUGAGGGUACUUUAAUGUUCACAUCCUCCUUUGCAAUUGCUUCAAAUGGUGAAAGGAUAGUCCCUGAUGGCAACUACAUAUGCACAGCAACUAAUGACCGUGGCAGUACAUCUGGUCAAGUUGUGCUUUCUGUUGACCGAGAUGAAUGCACAGAAGGAACAGCUGAUUGUGCAGUUGCAGCAACAUGUAAUAAUACCUUGGGAUCUUUUGUCUGCACAUGUCCACUUGGAUACAAUGGGAAUGGCCGAGGACCAUCAGGUUGCGCUAACGUCGAUGAAUGCACCACUGGUGUUCACAAGUGUACUGCAUCUAAUGCAGUUUGCUCUGACACCAUGGGUUCUUACACCUGUGCGUGUGCUAUUGGAUUUACCGGUGACGGCAUAAGCAGCUGUGCAAAUAUCGAUGAAUGUAGCCUUUCAGUCAGUCCCUGCACUUCACCAUUUUCAACUUGCUCCGACACCAGUGGAAGCUAUCAGUGUAGUUGUGUAGCUGGAUAUACUGGUGGUGGAACUUCUGCUAGUCCAUGUCAAGAUGUGGAUGAAUGUUUACAAACUGGAGUGUGUGUCGGCAUUAUCAACAGUGUAUGUAUAAACACAGUUGGCUCCUAUCAGUGCGUGUGCGGUGCUGGCUUUAAACUCAACGGAGAUAGAACGGGAUGUGUCGAUGUGGAUGAGUGUCAGAGUGGAGUGCACAAUUGCACAUCAGUUGAAACCUGUACUAAUGCACCAGCUGGAAAGGGAUUCACAUGUGCUUGCAAGACUGGAUAUACUGGAUCACCUUGCUCAGAUAUUGAUGAAUGCUCCUCCACUGCAUCACCAUGUCAUAUGGCUGAAAUGUGUCAGAACACUGAUGGCUCUUUUACAUGCCAAUGCUCGUCUGGCACACAAACAUCUCUGCCUACAUGCAAUAUUCCGGAUAAACUGCAACCUGCCACCAUAAGCACCACUGCAAGCCGAAGAAUUGACAUUCUAAUCCCCGGUGUCGCGGCCAACAGCAUCAAUGGUGAUAACAGUUUGAGUCUUUACCAGAUUAGUAUUCAACGGACACAAUACCUUGGAAUUAAUGUAACAGAGGCUGCUGAAUUAAGAACACUGGUCCUCCAGCCCAACCAAUGGCUCAAUCCAGUGAUGUUCAGGAUUGGUGGUCUCUUCCCAGCAUCGCAGUACAUAAUCACAGUAUCUGCUCGGAAUAAUCGUGGCUUGAGCCUUCCAAGUAAUGGAGUAACUAGCACAACAUUAGAAGAAGCUCCCUUGGCGCCAACUGCUCCGACAGUGACUGUUAACAGUGCCACGCAGUUGCGUGUCACGAUUGCUGCACUUACAGCUAAUCGGCAACUUGGAGUAAUUCAACAAUACAGCAUUGAAUACUCAACGGUAGAACAAAGCCAGGAACUCGUUACUCCAGUGGUGACAAGUAUCAAUGUCACAGGCAGUGGGGAUCAUGUUGUCAGCGGCCUUACUGCUGCUACAAAGUACCAAAUACGUGUCCGUGCUUUCAACACCCUAGCUGGACUGUUCAGCACUUCAGAUUCUGCCACCACCAGCAAUGCAGCACCUGGGCAACUUGCCGCUCCUAGCCUACUCUCAGUCGUUUCGACGAAUGCUAGUAUUUCAAUCUUGCCAUUGGCAUUGUCGCUCCGCAAUGGGAGAAUUACUGAAUACCGCGUUUCAAUUUUGAGGACAUCCGUUAGCACUUACACAGUGUCUGAGAGUCCCACUACUCAAACGGUUGUAGCAACCUCACAAAACUCUGCUGUUGUGGCUACUUUGACUUCACUGACACCUGCCUCUGAGUACAGUAUCACAGUUUCUGCUCAGAAUGGCAUGUCUGGUGCUAGUAGCCCAGCCCUUACUAUCAAGACAGCUACUUCCAAACCUGGGAAACUCCCCCGACCAGCAGGCACAGCCACAGCAACAACUGCCAGUAUUACUAUUCUUCCAUUGACCAAUACCAUGCAAAAUGGCAGGAUCACUCAUUACAGAUUGUCUGUGAGGAGAACACAGCUAAGUGGUGUGCCAGUUUCAGAGACCGCCGCCGUUCAUUCAAUUCCAGUUACAGCUGCUCAAGUUUCUCAUCAGUAUUCGUUGAGUUCAUUGUCAGCUGGCUCUGUAUAUUCCAUUGCCGUUCAAGCUGUGAAUGCUCACCCUGUGGCCGGAGAUUUCAGUGAAGUGCUUACUCUGUCUACCUUAGAUUCAGUACCUGCAUCUGACUUCUCGUCCCUCGGCCUUGUGGCUGGUGUGAACAACAUUGUUCUUACCAUUGCACAGCCCUUGCUUGUCUUGCGCAAUGGAAAAAUUGGAGGAUUUUCCAUCACUUAUCAGCAAAUUGUCCCGCGUACUGACGCUCCGCCCCAGACUGAAAGUGCUAGCCUUUUGAGUGGUGAUUCCGUCGUGGCUACCAUUUCCAAUCUUGAGGAGCACUCGGUGUUUACUUUCACAGUCUCGUCUUGUCUCGAGAGUGCUGCAUCUGUAUGCAGUACAGGAACAUCACGCAAUAUCACAACCAACUCCAAAGCUGCCGACCGUGCCCCAGAUGUAAUGUUCUCUUCGUUGAGUGACAACAUCACUUUCAUCUCAACUCUCAAUGUCACUUUUAAUGGAAACUCCAUUCCCAUUCUAGAGCUUAACAGUCUUGUGACGGCAUAUGAAGCCAUCCUUACUCAAUCUGGUGAAACAUCAUCUAUUCUGCUCAAUGCCACCGUUCCUGGCCAUGCCAUUGGGGAGGCCGCACCCGAUGCCUCAGUAUUGUUCACAAACCUGAAGCCCAAUACUCAGUACAGUGUUCAGUCUCGUGUUUACAGUAGCUCUUCUCUGAACAGUACCUACCAGCAUCAAAGCCAGCUCAGCCCUGUGUUCCAAACAACAACUGCAACAACACGACCAGAAGCUGCCUUCAGCGGAACACCUACAGUUAGUGACCUCACACCCACGAGCUUCACGGUUUGCUUCUCACCUCCGCUACAAGCUCUGCAGCAUGGCACAGUAACCUCUUACCUUGUGUUUUACACUCUUGAGAGGGUGCAGAAUGUUAGGCAAUCGGCAACACCUGUGAUGCUGAGAAUUGCAAGUUCUUCAACUCGACAGAACUGUGCUUCUUCUUCAUUGGCCCUGGAGCCCAGCAGCACCUACAGUGUAGCCAUACAGGCAUGCAGUGUUGAUGGAUGCAGUGAUCAGAUGCAGGCACCCAUGUUUACUACUUUGACUGAUGAACCCUCUGCCAGUGGACGGGUCACAUUGGAAACAACAACGUCAACUACGGCCACAUUGACUGUUGAACUUCCUGGUCUUUUGGAUUCCAACGGUCCUAUCACUCAUUACCGUUUUUCAGUGCCACGUACUCUUGUGAAUGCUGCUCCCAGUCCUAGCCCAGAUCCUAUAAAUAAUGUAACUCGCCAGGUAAGCCCUGCUUCACAGUUCGCCCAAUUCACUUUUGAUGGCUUGGAGGAGGGUGCUAUUUAUGCUGGGUUUAUGGCGGCCUGCACAUCGUCAGCUAAUGGGACGCCACAGUGCUCCGUAGAAACUGCGGUUGUACUAUUUUCUACUUUGGAAUCUGCGCCUGCCACAUCUGCUUCAGCUGUCAAGGCAACGGUUGUAAGCUCUACUUCUAUUAGCUUGACUGUGUCUCCGCCAGCCCUGUUGAAUAGGAAUGGUCUCAUCACGGCUUAUAGGGUGGCCUUCAGCAGUCCGCUCUCGCCGAUUGCACGAUCACGCACGUUCUCUGUCCCCAUCACCGAUAAUCACGAGGACGCCCGGGCACUUGUUAUCUCUGGUUUGAGGAAGUUCCAGUUGUACACAUUUGCAGUGACAACCUGCACGCAGAUCGGUUGCUCCGUGGUCACAACAAACACCAAUGCUACAACUUUGGAAGAUGCACCAACUGGCAUUGUCCAGAAUGUUGUGAUAGCUAAUGGAACUGUCACUCAGUCAAGUGCUGUUUUGAGAGUGUCAUUUGAGGCACUUCCCGAGGUAGACCGCAACAGUAUUAUCAGAGGGUAUGUCCUGCGUGUUCAAGAUGCACAAGUUACCCUGGCUACAGCCAACCGAUCUGUGUCAUCAUCAAGAGAAAGCGUAUCAACAACUGUUGGUGGACCUGAACUCGAAAGCUUCACCGGCUAUGUGCUGACAAUUACUGCCUAUAAUGGCCUGGGCCAAGAGGGGCCGGAAUUCCGCGCUCUGAUUUUCACCGGAGAGUCAGUGCCUGAGGCUGUCGAGCAGUUGAACUUCUCAUCUGUAGCCCCAACAGCUUCCAAUAUUACCUGGGCUCGUCCAUCCAACUAUCAUGGAAUACCAGUUGGUACUACAUUGGUUUUGACCAACACACUUGUAUCUAAUAAGAGCAACGUCACAUUCAAUCUGGCUGUGAACACGUUUUCACAUGUGCUUGAUUCUCUGGACGAGUUUGUGCGAUAUUGGGUUGAAGUCUACUCCUCCACAUUGACCGGUCCGGGAACUAAUUCCAACGUGUCUUUUGUCACUUGUCAAAGUGUUCCCAUUGGAAAUCCAGUCUUCUCGGUUCAAGGAAUCUCUUCCAGAAAUUUUGAAGCUGUGUGGUCACCGAUGGCUGUGACAGAACGUAAUGGUAUCAUCACUCAUUACGUCUUCACACUCAUGCGGUUCACUUCUGCAGGUCAUUUUGCAAACAUGCGCAGCGUCACCUACCAACGUAAUAAGGACUCAUUAAAUGGCACUAUUGGACAAGACCCACUAACCGGCUGUACUCAUCGUGUUGGCGUGCCGGAGGAGACUUCUGCUGACUCCUAUAGUCAGAUUUUCGACAAUCUCCACCCAAAUACAACUUACAGUCUAUCAGUGUCAAGCUGCACCUUGAUUGGCUGCAGCAAUGUUUCCUCAGCGAUCAAUAUAUUUACAAUUGAAGAAGCACCCGGUGCUGGAGUUUUGGGAGUUGUUCUGGAGAUCCAGCAUGAUUCUGUUCGACUGUCUUGGCAUGCCCCGAAUGAAACAUUCCAUCAUGGUAUUAUUCAAGCUUACCACAUCAUUGUUUGGUCAUCUGACAGUCGCAAUUUGACCUCGUUCUUGCAAGAUUUCAAUGUAACUAGCAGCACCUUUACAACAGUUGUUAGAGGCCUGGAAGCUUACUACAACUACUCCUAUUCUAUUGUAGCUGCUAACGCUGCUGGUCGUGGACCGUCAGUCAAUGGAAGCUUCAGAUCAGCCGUCACGAAUCCACUUUCGGUGAGCAAUACUGUUGCUACCUUAGUUAGUGGCCAGCCUGCUCAUGUCACAGUCUCCUGGACAUCUCCAUCUGUACUGAAUGGCAUCAUUACGCAGUACCAAGUUCUUCGCAAGGCAACAAAGAGGGUGUCGGUGAAUGGACGACUGGUUAUUCUCAACGACACACUCUAUGAUUCGCUACCUGUGAAUGAGGCUGCUGGCACUGAGCUAAACAGGCCGUUUUCUCUUGUUCUUCGCAAAUUGACCGGCUCCACUUCGUACACAUUUGAGGUCAUUGCCUACAUUGGUGGCCUACCAAGUAACAACAACACUGUUAUCAGCUUUAACAGUCCUGUACAAGCUGCUCCAACUGUUCAGCUGCCGAUAGGCACUGCCAUGUUACCUACUGUGCCACCGAAUGUAUUUGUGUCAGUUGCACCAAACUAUGAUUCCACACGCCAUAUCCUAGUUACCAUUCCGGCAGAUGAUGAGACUCACGGCAAGAUCGAAUACUAUAUGAUAGAAGUGGCUGUAGCGUGUGGUGGAAAGUACAGCAAUGCUGCUGCUGUUCCAUACACUGAGUACUCAAAGUGCAGGACAUGCCCAUGCCCGCCAUACAUUGCUCUGUAUGGACCUCGUUUCAACAUCUCCUCAUCAACUGGAGGGACUACGUCCAUUGCACAACUCGGCUCCGAGACCAAUCCUCAAUCCUGUUCAGUUGUGUGUAAUCCUCCCUUGCCAUCUGGAAGCCAAUUCAGGAUUCUUGUUAGUGCUGUCACCAGCGGCCCAUCUCCAAACGCACUGAGUGCAGACAUUGCAACACUGCGUUUGGCCUUUUCCACAAAUGUUGUGGCUGGAUCUUUCGGCACAACUACUCCUGCAGAAUCUUCUUCUGGAACGGUUAUUGCCGUUGUGGUUGUCCUUAUUCUACUACUUGGGGCGGCUGCCAUUUUUGGUUUCGUCUACCACCGAAAACUCCAAACUAAGUCAAUGAAUAUUGAAGAACUGCACAAGAACUCAAUGAGCAACUUGAAAAAGUACACAACACCCAAGUCAGACGCACUGAUUAAUGAAAUUGUGCGCACAUCCAGCAUGAGCAAGAGUGAUGCAGUGACAUCUCCUAUAGGAGACAGGACUCAGCCCAACACAGCAUACGACACUUCUUCUUUCAAAAGUCCCUCACCAUCUCGUGUUCAGGUAUCAUCUGAGCCUAGACAGGACUCUCUUAGCACCAAACCAUCACUGCCCGUCGAGGACACCACGAUGAGUAAGCCCAUUGAGGUCUCCAACAUGCAAGGAGAGACUCGAGUGCGCAGUGCCAAUGAUGACCUUAUCUUUGCUGAAGAGUUUGAUUUCAUCAAAACAGUCGGUACAUCGCAGCUCGCUACCGUGUCCAGGCAUGAAGUGAACAAGCCAAAGAACCGCUACACCAACAUCUUGGCAUACGAUCACUCUCGUGUUGUACUUCCACCGCGAACUGGCCUUAGUGACUAUAUCAACGCCAACUUCAUUCAUGGAUAUCGCAAGAGGAAUGUGUACAUUGCUUGCCAAGGACCACUGCCGCAGACUGCCGCAGACUUCUGGUGCAUGAUUUGGGACAACAAUGUCCCGGUCAUUGCCAUGGUUACUCAACUCCUAGAGCGCUCACGUGUGAAAUGCCACAAGUACUGGCCGGAAGAGCUUCAUCAACCAUUUGAGCAUGGAGAGCUGACUGUUACGUUGUUGUCCGAGGAUACCAGCAACACUGACUGGCACGUCCGAAAGAUCUUAGUCUCCGAUGGUCAAACUGAGAAGACCGUUCAUCAUCUAGCCUUCCAGUCCUGGCCUGAUCAUGGUGUGCCGGCCACAUCAGACGUUCUCAUCCGCUUCGUCUUCACAGUACGCCAGUAUGUCCCAGCCAACAGUGACGCACCUAUGACAGUACAUUGCAGUGCUGGUGUUGGUCGCACAGGCACCUUCAUCUGUGUUGACACAUUGCUGCAACGCCUUGUGUACCGCCCAACCAUCGAUGUCUACGGCACCAUCUGUGCCAUGCGCAUGCAGAGGAACUUGAUGGUUCAAACUGAGGCUCAGUACAUCUUCUUGUACAAAGCCAUGACAAGUGUUGCUGAACUCUACCUCAAUGCAAAGAAAUCUUCGCCCAAUGCAACCGGUGCCGAUAUCAUCAACAAUAUUCGCUCCAACAUGCUUGGCCCUGGAGUCCUCCAGGCAGCCAUCUAAAGAAGCUGGUCUUCUGCUUGAUUGCUGCUACCCAUUUGCUUGUUUCUUCACCUGUAUCGUUCUUCGCCAAUAUUGGCAUUUUGCACACACCCCUGCCCCUUAUUCCCAAUUGCUUAACUGCUGCCUCUGCCAAUAUGUCCUUUUUUCUUUUCUUUUCCGUAUUGAUCUGCUUCAUGUAUAUCCUAGAAAGCUCCCAUUGGAUUUUUGAAAAUGAUUUUGCCAUUGCAAGGCCAGCUCUAGGCUUUCUACCUCUCUUUUCUUUUUUCAACUAGCCUAAGAGCUUCUGCGCCAAUGCGCGUUUAAGAAUAUUUUUAUUGACCCCAACACACUUCUUUUGAAGUCAAUGUUAUUUUAAAUAAUCCCGAAUACCACCGCUGCUUGAAUAGCAUCGCCGCUUUUCUGGUGAUAUUCGCAUUCGAUCCUACUUCCGAUGUAAGUGUGUUCGUUUAAACGUUCAUGUGCGUUCACAUGCCCCCUUUUGAAUGACCAUCUUCCGGCUCAAUAGUGCUACAGCCCAUGACUGAUUGUGGCACCACAGACCGGAAUUUGGUAUAGCUUGCCGGCACACCGUCAUCCCAGCUCACGCGGCUGAAGAGCUGCAUUCCAACACUCCCUGCUAACACUGCCUACUAGUAUUCUGAACAUUUGCGCGUCCAAUAUUUCCAGUACGCAUUGUGUUUUAGGGUGUUUUCGUACAGCAUCUCUCAAUAAAUUGUCCACCCGGCGGUACAUGUACCCUUCCUGCUACAGUUGUUGGUCUGUGCAGUAGUUUCUAUUGUGAUUACUUUACUAGGGGAGUCCCAACAGGCUACUGCCUUUUUACUGGGAACUCUAGUGCAGUGUGAAGUU
Molecule: messenger RNA, 17650 nt
Organism: Sycon ciliatum
Lineage: Eukaryota; Metazoa; Porifera; Calcarea; Leucosolenida; Sycettidae
Exons: 99
Coding region: 128-16801 (5557 amino acids)
Biological process (GO): cell-matrix adhesion; protein dephosphorylation
Molecular function (GO): protein binding; protein tyrosine phosphatase activity; calcium ion binding
Source: RefSeq, a predicted model, not a curated record